Vigna umbellata (rice bean) is the source of this 958-nucleotide messenger RNA. Lineage: Eukaryota; Viridiplantae; Streptophyta; Magnoliopsida; Fabales; Fabaceae. The record is from RefSeq and is a predicted model, not a curated record.
AUAUAUAAACACAACCCUAGUUAGGGUUUUACUCAGAGCUUCCUCGCAUCGCCAAACAGCAGCUGCAGCAAUGGCUCCCAAGCGUGGUGGAAAAGCCCCGGUUCCUGCCUCUAAGAAGAAGCCUGCUCAGGAGAAGGUUACUAACCCGCUUUUCGAGAAGCGUCCGAAGCAGUUCGGAAUCGGAGGAGCGUUGCCGCCGAAGAGAGACUUGACUCGGUUCGUCAAGUGGCCCAAGACCGUUCAGAUUCAGAGGAAGAAAAGGAUUCUGAAACAGAGGUUGAAGGUUCCUCCAGCUUUGAACCAGUUUACGAAGACACUCGACAAAAACCUAGCAACAAGUCUGUUUAAGAUCCUGUUGAAGUACAGGCCAGAGGAUAAAGCAGAAAAGAAGGAGAGACUUUUGAAAAGGGCACAGGCAGAGGCUGAGGGUAAAACUAUCGAGGCCAAGAAGCCUAUUAAUGUGAAAUAUGGUCUCAACCAUGUUACCUACCUCAUUGAGCAGAACAAAGCCCAGCUUGUUGUGAUUGCUCACGAUGUGGACCCAAUUGAAUUGGUUGUCUGGCUUCCAGCAUUGUGCAGGAAAAUGGAAAUCCCAUACUGCAUUGUGAAAGGAAAGGCGCGCUUGGGAACGGUCGUCCACAAGAAAACCGCAUCUGUUUUGUGCUUGACAACUGUAAAGAAUGAAGAUAAAUUGGAGUUCAGCAGAGUCUUGGAGGCUAUCAAGGCUAACUUCAAUGACAAGUAUGACGAAUACAGAAAGAAAUGGGGUGGUGGAAUCAUGGGAUCCAAAUCCCAAGCCAAAACCCGGGCAAAGGAAAAGCUUCUGGCCAAGGAAGCUGCUCAGAGAAUGUCUUAGGAAGAAUUUCUUAUAUUUGGUUGCUUUGCGACUGCCUUUUAGUGUGUUUUUAAUGUUACUUUCUUGUACUUUUUAUCUAUUUAAAAACUUUUGUUUUUCUCA